AUGAGCUUCAAGAUCCAGCCGGCGCAGACGGCCGCGCACCACUUUCCGGCGCCGCUGUCGCCGCACUGGACCGCCCCGCCGUCGCCGCGCAUCAUUGUCCCGAGCCCUCGCCUGAUCUAUCCGGCCAGUCCACUCGCUCGCCACCAAUUCGAUCACCAUCAGUCGCACGGCCACCAGCAGCGCUACGGAUUACCGCAGUCGUACGGCCACAAGCACUCGCAUGGACACCACCAGGCGUACGGCCACCAUCAGCCGCACGCGCACCACGGCUCUUACGCGCACCAGGCCGUGCCGCCUUCGCCGGGUCUGGCACUGCCCAGCCCCGCGCACCACCGCUCCUUUGACCUGUCCUUCGAGCGCCUGAACAAUCGCACGAUCCGCGAUCUGGCGCUGGCCAAGACGCGCCGCGGCAUCGAGCCGACGUAUGCGCCCGAGUGUGUCGAGGAGGUGGACGAGUGGGAGACAAGUCCUCGGCGCAGCGAGCAGCGCGACUCAGGCGAAUCGCGCGACUCGCGCGGCUCGCCGCGCAAGGGCAUCCUCAAGCGCAACACGCACUGGAACAGCAUCCGAGCAUCGGAGUACCACUACCUGCUCCAGCCGGCGGAGCCUGUGCGGCGAGUCAGUUUCUCGGACGACGACGAGGUUUGUGAGCUGCCUGCGUUCAACGCAACCAAGACCAACAAGGCGCGCUACACCAUGGCCGAGCCGUCGUACAAGCCGCCGGUCGAGCACCGAGUCGUGCAGCGCCGGCCAUCGCUGCCCUCUCUCUCGGCCAUCGGCUCUUCGCUGCGCCGCCGCUCAUCGGCGAGCUCCGUCUGGUCGAGCAAGUCCAAGUCGAACCGCCUCAGCCUCAAGCCCGAGGCGCUCGUCGAGGGCGCGACGGACGACGAUAUCCCGGCGCCCGUCUUUGUCAGCUGA
This is a messenger RNA of Tilletiopsis washingtonensis, 918 nucleotides long. RefSeq lists its product as hypothetical. Bases 1 to 918 code for a protein of 305 amino acids. The transcript has 5 exons. The record is from RefSeq and is a predicted model, not a curated record. NCBI's taxonomy places the organism in Eukaryota, Fungi, Basidiomycota, Exobasidiomycetes, Entylomatales.